Messenger RNA from Xenopus laevis (African clawed frog), 2165 nucleotides. RefSeq names its product pre-mRNA processing factor 4 L homeolog (gene prpf4.L). Gene Ontology annotation, cellular component: nuclear speck; U4/U6 x U5 tri-snRNP complex. The coding region runs from base 136 to 1659 and encodes 507 amino acids. The record is from RefSeq and is a predicted model, not a curated record. Gene Ontology annotation, molecular function: U4 snRNA binding; U6 snRNA binding. Gene Ontology annotation, biological process: mRNA splicing, via spliceosome. The transcript has 14 exons. Lineage: Eukaryota; Metazoa; Chordata; Amphibia; Anura; Pipidae.
UAUCCCACCAUGCGCCGCGCGCAGUUUUCUUUCCUCCCAUCAUGCACCGCUUCUUCCGCUGGCUGCCCACUGACCAGGAAGUUGUACGUAGGGAAAGCAGCAAGGAGCGAGAGCGGUUGAGUAGCUGAAUGCAACAUGUCUGAUGAUGAGGGUCCCCCUGUGGUGAAAAGGUCCCGCAUAUUCUAUGGCAGCCUGGCAGAUAAAGAGAAGGAGCGUCUGGCCAAGGGAGAGGCCCCGCUGGGAAGGACUGCGGUCAGGGCAGGAAUUGAUGCUGGAAAUAUUAACAUUAGCGGAGGGGAGUCGUUUGACUUGGAGGAGCACAUCAGUGAGAGGCAGGCGGAGGUCCUCGCAGAGUUUGAGCGCAGAAAGCGUGCGCGUCAGAUAAACGUCUCCACUGAUGACUCAGAGGUGAAGGCGUGUCUCCGAGCCCUUGGGGAGCCCAUUACGCUCUUUGGGGAGGGGCCAGCGGAAAGGAGAGAGCGCCUGAGGAAUGUGCUGUCAGUGGUGGGCACAGACGCCUUGAAGAAAACAAAGAAAGACGAAGAAAAGAGCAAGAAAUCGACUGACGAGUAUCAGCAAACCUGGUAUCAUGAGGGCCCCAAUUCCCUGAAAAUGGCUCGUCUGUGGCUCGCACACUACUCUCUCCCUCGGGCCCUGAAGCGGCUGCAGGCUGCACGAGAGAAUCGGAGUAUCCCAGAAUCCACCAGAACUUCCCAGAAACAGGAAGUGAAUAAAUCACUGCAGUCCCUGAACAAUUUCUGCAGCCAAAUCGGAGACGACCGGCCGCUGUCCUUCUGCCACUUCAGUCCGAACUCCAAGAUGUUGGCCACGGCCUGCUGGAGUGGACUUUGCAAGUUAUGGUCGGUGCCAGACUGCAACCCGAUCCGAACCCUAAGAGGGCACAACACAAAUGUGGGUGCCAUAGUGUUCCACCCAAAGGCCACACUCUCAUUGGAAGAGAAGGAUGUGAAUUUGGCUUCCUGUGCAGCUGAUGGCUCCGUCAAACUGUGGAACCUGGAGAGCGAUGAGCCCGUGGCUGAUAUUGAAGGGCACUCUGUGAGGGUGGCGCGAGUAUCUUGGCAUCCUUCUGGAAGGUUCCUGGGCACCACUUGUUAUGAUCAUUCCUGGAGACUGUGGGACCUGGAAGCCCAAGAGGAAAUUCUGCACCAGGAGGGACACAGCAAAGAGGUGUACGACAUAGACUUCCAUUCAGAUGGGUCACUGGCUGCCACCGGGGGCCUCGAUGCCUUUGGCAGAGUUUGGGAUCUGCGCACUGGCCGCUGCAUUAUGUUCCUGGAGGGGCACCUCAAGGAAAUCUACUCCGUCAACUUCUCCCCCAACGGGUACCACAUUGCUACUGGGAGUGGAGACAACUCGUGUAAAGUGUGGGACCUGCGGCAGCGCCGUUGCAUUUACACCAUCCCUGCUCACCAGAACCUCGUCAGCUCCGUCAAGUUCCAGCCCACCAGUGGGAAUUACCUGCUGACCGGCGCCUACGACAACACGGCCAAAGUGUGGACACACCCCCUGUGGGCGCCAUUAAAGACUCUCGCUGGCCACGAAGGGAAAGUCAUGGGACUGGACAUUUCAUCAGACGGAGAACUAAUCGCCACCUGUUCCUACGACAGAACCUUCAAGCUGUGGGCGGCCGAGUCCUAAUAUCACCCCCCACAGUGACUCUUCAGGGUGUUCAGAUAAUUGAAUGAAUUGCUUCUAAAUCCCAACUGCCAGGCGUGUGGCCCUCCUGUUACGUCUCCCAUAUCCUCCUGUUGUUAAACUACAACCUCCAUAUCCUCCUGUUGUUAAACUACAACUCCAGUAUCUUCCUGUUGUUAAACUACAACUCCCAUAUCCUCCUGUUUUUAAACUACAACUCCCAUAUCCUCCUGUUAUUAAACUCAACCUCCAUAUCCUCCUGUUGUUAAACUAAAACUCCAGUAUCUUCCUGUUGUUAAACUACAACUCCCAUAUCCUCCUGUUAUUAAACUACAACUCCCAUAUCCUCCUGUUAUUAAACUACAACUCUUUAAUCCUCCGUACAGUGGAAGGCCACAUGCCUGGCUUCUCUAAUACCAGAACUGUUGGUGCUGGGGGGCCCCUGCACUAAUGAGAUGUUUUGUUACAAAUAUUUUGUUUUUAUAUUCCAUUAAAAUAAUUUCCUUCUU